This is a messenger RNA of Postia placenta MAD-698-R-SB12, 327 nucleotides long. RefSeq lists its product as hypothetical. The transcript is spliced from 3 exons. Bases 1 to 327 code for a protein of 108 amino acids. The record is from RefSeq and is a predicted model, not a curated record. NCBI's taxonomy places the organism in Eukaryota, Fungi, Basidiomycota, Agaricomycetes, Polyporales, Adustoporiaceae.
AUGCACGUCUCUAAUGCUUUACUUGCACAUCUCGUCCUGGCUACACUCGUCGUAGCCGCCUGUGACAGCGACCGCCCCGUCUCGCUGUGCUGCCGCGGAUUUGGACCCGCCUCCAGUUUUUCCUACGUUCUGCAGGACAUCUGCGACACCACCGUGCCAGACCAGAGCCUGGACGUCGGCGCUGGCUGCGAGUCCGGGGUGCCGUGCGAGGGAAGCCAAUAUGAAGGACUGUACAGCGUAUGCUGCGCAGAGACACUCUACUGUCCAUCUGCAAGCACAGACGGCAGCUACGGGUACAACUGCACAGGGACGUGGGUGGAGGGCUGA